CUCCAAAGAGGGAGGCCAGCCACCAAACCAUGAGGAGCUGCGAUUCUCUACAACGCAAGGGUUUUUCCAACUGUUCAUAGCUUCUUUUACUUCUCCGUCACAACGGAAUCUGGCCUUCAAAUUUCGUAGAAAUUGAUUACGGUUCACCUUCGAAUUUUCAUAUCGACAAACUUUGUCUUUUGUGUAUUUUGGAAGACAAUUUUUAGGUUUUUCUGAGCUCCGAGUUUUCGGUAGCUCAAAAUCGUUGAAAAUGCCGGGUAAUAAGUCCAAAUCGGAGAAGAGUGAUGCAGAAAAGCAGUCGCUUAGAGACCCAUACGAGGUGCUCGGCGUUCCUCGCAACUCCACAGAUCAAGAAAUCAAAAGUGCUUAUCGUAAAUUGGCUCUGAAGUACCAUCCUGACAAGAAUGCGAAUGACCCUAAAGCAACUGAUAUGUUUAACGAGAUAACCUUUUCCUAUAACAUAUUGUCAGAUCCAGAUAAACGGCAUCAAUAUGACACUGCUGGUUUUGAGGCUGUUGAAAGUGAAGGCCAAGAUUUGGAGCUAGAUCUUUCAAGUUUAGGCGCUAUGAAUACCAUGUUUGCUGCAAUUUUCAGCAAACUUGGAGUGCCCAUAAAAACUACCGUAUCUGCCACUGUGUUAGAGGAGGCACUAAAUGGUACAGUUACUAUUCACCCGAUUGCUUUUGGGCAACCGGUUGUUAGAAAGGUUGAGAAGCAAUGUGCUCAUUUCUAUUCUGUUACAAUAACAGAGAAGGAAGCACAGGCUGGAUUAGUUUGCCGAGUGCAAUCCGCAGACAAGAGCAAGUUCAAGCUUUUGUAUUUUGAUCAGGAAGAAAAUGGUGGAUUGAAUCUUGCCCUGCAGGAAGAUAGUGCAAAAACAGGAAAAGUGACAUCUGCUGGAAUGUAUUUUCUUGGUUUCCCAGUCUAUCGAUUGGAUCGACCAUCUAAUUCGAUGGCAUCUGCGAAGGAUCCAGAUGCUGCAUUCUUCCAAAAGCUCGAUGGAUUUCAGCCGUGUGAAAUAAAUGAAAUUAAAGCUGGCAUGCAUACAUUUGCUGUUUAUGGUGACAAUUUCUUUAAAAGUGUAAGCUACACAAUAGAAGUUAUCUGCACAGCUUCUUUUGUAGAAGAAAAGGAAAGUCUGAGAGCAGUUGAAGCACAGAUUUUGUCGAAACGGUUGGAACUCUCGAAGUUUGAAAGUGAAUAUAAACAGGUUCUUGCACAAUUCACAGAGAUGACUAGCAGAUACGCUCACGAAAUGCAAGCGAUUGAUGAGCUUCUUAAAGAAAGAAACGAGAUACAUGCGUCGUACACAACUACAAGCCCAACAACAAAACGUAGCAGUAGUAGUACUAGUAGCAGUGGUCGUAGAAGUAAAAACCGAAAAGAGUCGAAAGAAGAUGGGCAUCAAAAGGCGUCGUCAAGGGACCAUCGAGGAAAGAAGAAGAAAUGGUUCAAUAUUCAUGUAAAGGUUGACAAGAGGAAAACUUGCUGAAUGGAAAUGAAAGAUGAUGUGAAAAGAAACUGCUGAAUGGAAAUAACAAAUCUAUAUAGCAUUUGUAUUCAUCAUGCAUUUGUGUUUGUACAUUUUGCUACUGUUGCUUUUAAGAUAGGAUUUCUAUAAAACAAGAGUUUUCUUUUUUUCUUUUGGAAAACUUGUCAUCUUAAUCUGUAAAUUUGUUAUGGUUUUUAUGUUAUUAUGACUUCAUUUUUGUU
Cynara cardunculus var. scolymus (artichoke) is the source of this 1713-nucleotide messenger RNA. RefSeq names its product chaperone protein dnaJ 16. The transcript has 11 exons. The record is from RefSeq and is a predicted model, not a curated record. Lineage: Eukaryota; Viridiplantae; Streptophyta; Magnoliopsida; Asterales; Asteraceae. Bases 251 to 1492 code for a protein of 413 amino acids.